CCUGGCAGUGUCCAUCAAUGCCACCUUCAGUGCCGCCUAACAGUGCCAGUCAGUGCCACCUAUUAGUGCCAUCAGUGCCUCCUCAUCAGUGCCCAUCACUGCAGCCUAUCAGUGCCCAUCACUGCAGCCUCAUUAGCACACUUCAGUGAAGGAGAAAAAUAACUUAUUUACAAACUUUUAUAACAGAAACUAAAAUAACGUUUUUUUUUUCUUUUCAAAA
Messenger RNA from Staurois parvus, 220 nucleotides. NCBI's taxonomy places the organism in Eukaryota, Metazoa, Chordata, Amphibia, Anura, Ranidae. The record is from the annotation of a GenBank genome assembly.